This is a messenger RNA of Gryllus bimaculatus (two-spotted cricket), 2805 nucleotides long. The record is from the annotation of a GenBank genome assembly. NCBI's taxonomy places the organism in Eukaryota, Metazoa, Arthropoda, Insecta, Orthoptera, Gryllidae.
AUGGAACGGGAGACAAGAGAGUGCAAGGAGGCGGGAGGCGAGAAGAAGGCAGUGGAGGUGGGAAAGUUAGGGAGAGAACGUAAAGAGGAAGACGAGACGGCAGAGAGUGGAGACGGAUAUGUGACGGGAAGUGAGAAGAGAGAGUCGGCGAGAGGUGGAGGCCUGAGGGAAGGAAAAGUAGCCCCAACGACGAGCCACAAAUCAGAGCGUGUACACCGUAAACCUAAUCUCCGAUGCUCGUCGGCCAUUUUGUGGGAUUUUGUGGUAGGCCAGGAGGACAGUUUACGCGAUAUUGAGGACACAAUUACCCCUUCUAACUUGACUAUAAGUGUACAAGAACUAUGGGCAGUGUCAGGUGUAUUAUGUUAUGUUCUACGCACAUGCCCAGGAUGGCAGAACAUACCUCUUGUAUUCAAGAGAAGUUUUGCUUACACCUCCCCACUGCUGAAGCAGGCUUCAGGUGGAGCUGGAGAGAUCGGGGGCAGCAGCGGUGGAAGCACAGUGAAAGGUGAAGGGGGUGGUAAAAAAAGUGCCUUCUCCAAAGGAACGGGCAAAGAUGGAGGAAACCAUCUUUCCUGCCCUAAGUGUGGUGAUCCUUGUACACACGUGGAAACAUUUGUAUCUUCAACAAGAUUUGUAAAAUGUGAAAAAUGUCAUCACUUCUUUGUUGUUUUGUCCGAAAUGGACACAAAAAAGAGUUUGAAAGAAAAUCGUGAAGAUCACAAAAAUGGAUUUUAUCGUAAACCACCUCCUCCUCCGAAAAAGAUAUUUGAAUAUCUAAACAAACAUGUUGUGGGGCAAGAAUAUGCCAAAAAGGUCCUAUCAGUUGCAGUGUAUAAUCACUACAAACGUAUAUAUCACAAUAUUCCUAAUCAACAAUCUGCCAGCCAGAGGCAUGACACGGCAGUAAUGGAGCAGGGUUCACAGUCAUUCUCUCACAGAGAUUUGCUACAUAUAUCAGGCAUUGGCCAUCCUUCAUCUUUAGGUGUAGGAUUCCAGCAUCCAAGUCCAGAACCUGACCCAAAACGAUCUUCAUCUGGUCCAAAUGGUUUUGGAAGUGAUAUACUUGAUGCAGCUAGCCAUGAGUUGCGGCUGGAGAAAAGUAACAUAUUACUGUUGGGUCCCACAGGCUCUGGUAAAACUUUGUUAGCUCAAACAAUCGCUCAGUGUUUGGAUGUUCCUUUUGCAAUCUGUGAUUGUACAACGUUGACACAAGCUGGUUAUGUUGGAGAAGAUAUUGAGAGUGUCAUCGCAAAAUUGCUCCAAGAUGCAAAUUAUAGCGUUGAACGAGCUCAAAUGGGCAUAGUAUUUUUGGAUGAAGUUGAUAAAAUUGGAGCUGUACCUGGUAUACAUCAACUUCGGGACGUAGGAGGUGAAGGUGUUCAGCAGGGUAUGCUAAAGAUGCUGGAAGGUACUGUUGUAAAUGUGCCUGAAAGAAAUUCUCCUCGAAAGCUGCGGGGAGAAACAGUACAAGUGGACACAACAAAUAUUCUUUUUGUAGCAUCUGGAGCUUACAAUGGCUUAGACAGAAUCAUCAGUAGAAGAAAAAAUGAGAAGUAUCUAGGUUUUGGAGCACCAGUAUCAGAAUCCCCGGGACGCCGAGCAGCAUCACUUGCUGACCAAGCUAAUCAGAGUGCCUCUUCCUCUGCAGAGGAAGAUAAUGCUGAAAAAGAUGCAUUUUUGAGACAAGUAGAAGCAAGAGAUCUUAUUGAAUUCGGAAUGAUACCUGAAUUUGUUGGUCGGUUUCCUGUUUUGGUACCAUUCCAUUCACUCAACCAAGAACUGCUUGUUCGAAUAUUGACUGAACCUCGAAAUGCUAUGGUUCCUCAGUAUCAAAUGCUCUUUGGCAUGGAUAAGGUUGACCUUUCAUUUUCUCCUGAUGCUCUUCGAGCAAUUGCAAAAUUAGCAAUGGAACGCAAGACUGGAGCACGAGGCCUUCGAGCAAUUUUGGAGUCGUUGCUGUUGGAUCCCAUGUUUGAUAUCCCUGGUUCGGAUGUUAUGAGUGUCCACAUAACCGACGAUGUGGUCAAUGGGAACAAUUCACCUGUCUACAUUCGUGGAAAGCCAGUGAGAGAAGAAGAGGAACAAACAAUAGAAGUCAGAGCAGAAGCUAAAUAAAAUAGACUUUCAUUUUUAGAAAAAGACUUAAUGAAUCAAUAACAAAUUGACAUAUGACAUCCGAGAAUAUGAAGUGACUAUGCCUACUUGUGCUCUAGACAGGUGUAAUUCAGUACAAAUGUGUGUAAAGCACGUUCUAUUUGUUUUGUGAGUAGAUAAUUGUGCAAGAAACUGAGGUACAUUACAUUUAUAUAAUAUACAAUAAAAUUAUGCAGAGUCUAGGGUAAAAUAAAGUCUUGGAGAAACAUGAUUUUGUUUUCAAAAGUAUUGAUUUUAAUUGUAAGAAACCCACCUGUUUUCAUUUCUUUCUCUUUUUUACAUUUACCUGUGUCCUUAUGAUGCAGAAUGCAUGAGGUAAUGUUAUUUGUUUAUGAUUUACAGUUAUUCAGAAACUGUGAUUUUUAGUUGUGUUAAGACUCCUUUACAAGAUCUUGUGCUUUUGUAGUUCAUUCAAGAAACUUUUUUUUAUUCUUGAAAAUGGUGAGAAUGUAAAAUCUUGCAUAUAUUAACUUGUUUUAUAUGUACUAUACUGUAAAUAUUAUCGGUAUUUAUACCAAACACAAUUGUGGAUCUCUGAAUUUCCAUCAUGUUCAUGUAAAAAGAAUUAUAAAAUAAAUCUACAAUAUGUCUUAUUCAUUUUUUUACUAAUUUUAUUUCAAUUUCAUUGGUUCAGGUUCUUAUUUUAAG